Polyodon spathula (Mississippi paddlefish) is the source of this 1889-nucleotide messenger RNA. RefSeq names its product cilia and flagella associated protein 97 (gene cfap97). Lineage: Eukaryota; Metazoa; Chordata; Actinopteri; Acipenseriformes; Polyodontidae. The coding region runs from base 252 to 1766 and encodes 504 amino acids. The record is from RefSeq and is a predicted model, not a curated record. Gene Ontology annotation, biological process: spermatogenesis. The transcript has 5 exons.
AGUUAGAGUAGUUUUUAUGGACGCUACCAGUGGUGGAGAGUGGAGCUAUAUUAGUUUAAACCAGUAAUUAGUGAUUCAAGCACGUUUGUAGAACAUUGUUAAUUGUAAAAGUGAUCAACUGUUUCUUACAGGAGGGGGGGAUUAAUAAGAGCGCGAGUCCCUCGGUUAUUCGGAAAACAUACUCGUCUGGCGACUUCGUUACUGCGAGCACAGGCACUGUUAGAAAGAAGUCAGCAAAUCGGAGCAGUAUCAUGGAUAGCCUUAAGGACUUAGAGGGUGAAGUGGACCAUUCCUUUUUUGACAGUGAUAAUGGCGAAGAACAAAGACAAGACCUCAAAGAGGCCAACAAUAGCAAACAUCAAAAACACAAUGAACUAAAGCAGAGCAGUACUAAAGAAAAAGGAAGAAGUGAACUGGGAAGAAAUGGAAACAGGGAAGAAGUUAGAGAAGGGCAAGAAGAGAAAGAAUCAAGCAGUGGCUCAAUAAAAGAAGAAUGCAAUCUAUCAGCAAGUUCUUUCUCACUGUCAUCAUUGGCUAAAUCAGAGGCUAGUAAUAGUAAUCUGGAAGGAGCCUCUGGUAGCCAGAUAAAAAUUCCAGAAAAAAUCAGAUCAUGUUCAUCUGCUGAGGAGAUGGAGGACGAGGGGGAUGAUGGUGAUGAUGAUGAAAGUGGAGAUGGUUACAAUAGAAAUGAAGAGGACAGUGAGGAAAUGCCAGAUCAAGAACAUUCCACGUGUAAAUCUGCUCACCACAACAGUUUGAAAAAAGUGAGCAGCAAAAACAGAAACUAUAGCCCUGCUUCAUCAUUGGGAUCCGUGAGUUCCAGCAGUGAAUCGGAGAGUUACACAUCGCCCAGAAAAAAAUCUGCAGGGUUGUCACUCUCUUCCCCCAGACAUCGAUCCAAAUUAUAUUUAAUGCCAAGAAAAGAAAAAACUAGGUUCCUGGAGGACUCUGAAGAUACUGUGACUGAUGUAAUUCCAUUAUCCACGCCUGACGUCAGCCCUGUUCGGUCUUUUGAUUUAACAAUGGCAAAAAACCUGAAGAAGCAGCAAAUUAAAAACCAGCACAAUAUGGGCCUUGGUCUCUGUGGGGAUUCUGGAAAUUAUUACACUGACGAAGGUAAAAAGAGGUCCCCAAAGAUGCAGAAGGAGAGAAGUAAUAUGUCUGGCAACAACUUUUCAUUGCCUGUGCCUUUAAAGUCUGAUGUUGGUAGCAGGCACAACCAAAGUGGUGCCAUGGAUCUCAGUCAUCUUCUAAAAGCUUUUAUGCAUCUCGAAAGCAAGACGCAGCAAAAUGCGCACAUUGAUUGGCCUGAACGGAAGUCAAGAAAAAACUUUUCAUUUAGCAACGAAGAUGUGAGGCGCAUUGAUCAAGAGAACCAGAGAUUACUGAGGGAACUUUCCAGGCAAGCCCGUCCAACGAGUAAGAGCCUCAAUCCAAAGAAACCUGCCAGUCCCCCUGCAAGGCUGUACCACAGUGCUCUCAACAGGCAGCGGGAACAGCAAAAAAUCGAGAGAGAAAACAUGGCUUUCUUGAAAAGACUUGAAUCAGUGAAGCCAACUCUGGGAAUGAAACGUUCUGAACAGCUAUCAGACUAUCAGCGCCACAUGAGGUACAUGGGCUCAGUACCUUUAGGCAGAAUGAGCUCCGCAGGUGGAUCUACUAGAUCAGCCAGUGUUGCAAGCCAUUGUAGGGAAAGACCCAGCGUAUCCACUACUGCUGUUUCCAGGCCAAGCAGAACUGCUGAAGCAAGAGCUGCUUGGUCAUAAUUCCCAUUCAUUACUAUCUUUACUAUAUGUUGCAUGGUGGAUAUGUUUUCUGUUAUAAAAAUAUCAGGUACUGUGCAGCUUCUGUGUAAAUGUAAAAUAAAUUAUUUUGUGAUUUUGACUCAA